CUUUUUUUUUUUUUUUUGUUUUGUCUUUGGCAUCCAUCCAGCCUUCGUGUGAAACGCACACUUGUAUAAACUCGAGAUUUUUUCGAAACCGUCAGUGGUAAAAUUUUGGAAACAAGGAGCAAGAAGAAGAAGAAGACCAAGAUGCGACCAAAGCGAAUCGCAACAGUCACCACCGCUGCUGCUGCUGCUGGACUCUCCGUCGUAGCCGCAGUCGCAUUCGCACCGACGCCAGUCAUGGCUGCGGACAGCACGACGGUGGGUGCUGCCGUCGGCGGGUCCGUUGGCGGCGUCGUUCUGUUAGUCGUUCUGGGCAUCGUUGUCUGGCUUUGUCGCAGACGCCGGCAAGGAGACGACGAACAGCAGAUUGCAAAAUCAGAUCAGCGGCCGAACAGUCGUCUGGCAUCUGCGGACGACAUUUCAAACGCGCUCGACCGGCCAGGCAUGCCGGCGACGACGACGACCGCAGGGAAGAGCAAUGCAAGCAGUUCAAAGAAGCAGCAGCAGCCAGAACCUGAGCUGAGCUACGUCGAGCUCCAGCCGCAAUCUGGCAGUGUCAGCUAUGAACCCUCGGUAGAUUAUGCAGAGGUCGUCCCGCCAGCGGAGGGCGCGCUGCCCCGCGACCAGCCAUUCCAGCCGAUUCAGCCAUCCAACUACACCAGCGUCGCUCCACGAGCGAUUGACUCGACCGUCAGUCCGUAUUCAACCUCGACACUGGUACAAAAGCAACCAGAUCCGAACGCCACUUCCUACACUGCGGUGGCACCAAGGCCGCUGGAUUCGACGGCCGAGGCUUAUGAGACUGUCGGUGUUGCAAGGCAGUAGACACAGGGCUCCUCUUCCGUUUCUCUUUCCGCCCCGCUCCCUCUCAGUUGUAUCUGCAGCUUUGCAUAUGGUUGUCAUUUUGGAUGUGGGUUUUGGUUGCAACGUGCAGGCUACCGUUUUGUGUGUAAAUGUAGCUGUUCUGUUUUGACCGUCCGUUUUGACUUGCCUUGACUUUUUUGUUUGCCAUUCAAAGUUUGAUUAUUACAAACAUCUCGAU
This is a messenger RNA of Capsaspora owczarzaki ATCC 30864, 1039 nucleotides long. RefSeq lists its product as hypothetical. NCBI's taxonomy places the organism in Eukaryota, Filasterea, Ministeriida, Capsasporidae. The transcript has 2 exons. Bases 142 to 822 code for a protein of 226 amino acids. The record is from RefSeq and is a predicted model, not a curated record.